Molecule: messenger RNA, 2297 nt
Organism: Triplophysa dalaica
Lineage: Eukaryota; Metazoa; Chordata; Actinopteri; Cypriniformes; Nemacheilidae
Gene: urm1
Product: ubiquitin related modifier 1
Exons: 3
Coding region: 11-334 (107 amino acids)
Biological process (GO): protein urmylation; tRNA thio-modification
Cellular component (GO): cytoplasm; nucleus
Molecular function (GO): protein tag activity
Source: RefSeq, a predicted model, not a curated record
GUACACCAACAUGGCGGCGCCCUUGGCAUUACAUCUGGAGUUCGGAGGAGGAGCUGAACUUCUGUUUGAUGGAGUGAAGAAUCAUCAUGUGACACUCCCGGGCCAAUCAGAUCCCUGUGUAGGAUUGUGUGUCCGCCGAGCUGGAAGGUACAACGAUCGUUACACAACUGAAGAGGCUGACAGCGAUCCAAUUAACCUGAAACAGCCUCUGUUGCUCGACCCCUGCCUCUCAGUGAGAAUCACGGCACACGCGCACACGCUUCCACGCAUUGGUGCUGACAACUCUAAAAGCUUCAGUUGUGGUGGAAACUUGCCCAGUGGGCGCAUUGUAUAGACCUUCACUCCUGAACCCACUUGGCCUCAUCAUUCGUCCUUUUGAUCUUGGUCUAUAUUAUACAUGCUAGCAUAGCAAGUAAGCUACAAUCAAGGGGUUUGAAAACAUUAUAGCACUCCCGGCUUAUGAUCAUUUCGCAAGGCCACACCGACCAGUUGAGCGAUCGAACACACAAGUCGUAUGCUGUAUCCCUAAUACAACUGGCGCCCAUCUACUCACUUUUCAAUUUAUCGGCUGCUCCUGGGCAAGCGUUGUGUCAUCAAAUUAAUAUGCACGAGUUGGGCUGAUAAGGUUUAUAAUGUGUCCACCCACUUUUCCGAUCGGCCCCAGCUAUAAUGCAUUUUCAAUGGUGACUACAAGUCUGCCGGACAUCAUGUCGCCUCAAACCCAUCAAAGGUUUCCCUGCCCCCCACACGCUCUUUGGUUCCCCAAUGUUAGUCACCAUCGCCCACCUGAGACCUUCUAUGUCCCUCCCUCCAUUUGCUCAGAUUUUGACAUGUGUCUAAAACAACUACAUCCACACAAAGAACACAAAUCAAAUUUAGUAUUAAAAACUAAAACAUUUUGUAAAUACAAAUGGGAUUUACAGAUGUAGAUAAUGCUGACACAUAUUAAAACGUACACCUACGCACACAUGGCCAGCUAUUCUGUAGUGCCCCAUCAGAUGUUAUAGGUCGACGUUAAAUAAACGAGAUCUUGUUUGUUUAUUUAGAUGUUGAGCUGUUGUGAAUGCCCUUUAAACCCUUAACUAUAAUUAUAUUUCAAUCAAAUUCUAGAUGACAGGAAUUCCACAUAUUGCCCCAUUUUAUAAAUAUGUGGGUGAUUAAUCUCACUUUUGGGGUUUUUCCCUGUCACCUGGUUUAUUUCUGAGCCUGGCGCGGGAUUGUAUUCCAGAACCGUAACCAGCAGCAGUAUGAAUGUUUUUGUUUGAGCAGGUGAGCCUACAAACGUGUUUUGAUCGGGAUGGAUAUGUGUUAGCUUUCCCGACGCGUUUUAGAGCUCAGUCUGUUUCCACCGAGCGUGAUAGUUUUCCAUACGGACAAUCUAUCGAUCUUUCAGAAUUCAAAAUAUGGAAAUGUGCACAUGAUUUAUUGGAACUAUAUCAACCGCAGCAAACUCGCAAACAAAUUCCAACUCCUCCCCACCUCAACAAAAAGCUGUUUCUCUCUCUUAUCUCGCUCUCGUUGGGUAUUUCUGUCUCUUUCUCACUAUGUCUCAGUGUUUGACUCCACCACCCCUUUGAGACGAAAACUGGUAUGUUCCAGACAUGGACGCUUGAUGAUACAAUGUUGAUGUUGAACCACAGACAUACAGACUUCUCCGCCAUGUUGUGCUGUGCUCACACAGACACACACAUAUCAUCGUUCGUCAUCAAAUGCUACAUUUUGGAGAGAAAACGCAUGUUAAAAUCUACAUUUGAUCUGUUCUUAUGUUGAAAAAUUACGAAUAGCUAUGACUGAGACAUAUCCAUUUGAUUUGAGUGGGAUUUUUGUUUCCUUACAAUGCACAUAACUAAAACGUAAAGCAUUGGAGAUGUUGAUAUUUGUUGGUUUUCUGCACGAUUUCGAAGGUCAGUUUUCCAUCACAUAUCCCUGGGGGAUGGGGACGCAGACACCCUAGAUUUCAUUUGAAUUUCAGCAUGGGUGUCUUGGGUUUGUAUCCAUUAAUCAUCAUCACUGUCCCUCUUUAAUAGAUAUAUAUGCGGUUCUUUGAUAUCGUAAAGCCUACCUAUUGCAGUCACAUUCACCUUGGUCAGUGUUUGGUGCGGCUACACGUCUCUGUUUGCGACUAUAAAUUUGUAGAAUUUUCAGUGUUGGGCUUUGCGUUGAUGGUGGGUACGUCUAUUCUUUAUAUUCCUCUUAUUAACCCCCCCAUCUUUCAUUGGAGGCUCUGUCGCGUCACAUCGACCGUGGGGCUGUCUCACUGCACUGUGACCUGUAACCUUUGACCCUCUGCGCUACUC